Molecule: messenger RNA, 1863 nt
Organism: Cladophialophora carrionii CBS 160.54
Lineage: Eukaryota; Fungi; Ascomycota; Eurotiomycetes; Chaetothyriales; Herpotrichiellaceae
Exons: 3
Coding region: 1-1863 (620 amino acids)
Molecular function (GO): monooxygenase activity; flavin adenine dinucleotide binding
Source: RefSeq, a predicted model, not a curated record
AUGAAACCAGGGUUUAACCUAGACAGCCUUCAAGGCAGCUUGCCUUCCGAUCUGGUCCCGCAAGAUGUCAACGUCGAAUCGGUUCAAGAGUUGGCUCAACGGACCUUAGAGACCGGAAGUCUCGAUCAGAGUGCCCUGCAGACGACGGCGCUCUGGAGGGACCACCUGGCACUCACGGGUCAAGUACGAACGUUCUACAGCAAUGAAAAGAUAGUCGAGGUGUGGAACAGUCGAGCCAAGUCACUCCAGCUUUCCAAUAUCAAGACCAAGGCUGGACGUGUCAUGAGACCCGUGCCCACCAGCUCGUGGAUUGACGUUCCAUUCGAGUUCACCACCAAGCCAGAGGGUGGACUUGUGGGUAAAUGCACCGGUGCCGCCUCCUUCGUCCCCGACAAGGACGGAAACUGGGUGAUCUGGAUGCUUGUGACUAUCUUGGAGAAUUUUGUGGAUCACGGGCAUCCCGACGUCCCUCGCACGGUGGAGAAUGCUCUUAUCAAUGGUGAGGCCAGAGAUCAGGCCAACGGUCAUGCUAACGGUCACGCUAACGGUCACACCAACGGUGAGGCCGACGGCGACCAUGCCCACGAGAAGCACUCGGAUAUUGACCACGACUUCGACGUCGUGGUGAUUGGAGCAGGUCAAUGUGGCCUUUCCGUGGCUGGCAGGCUCGACGCCCUGGGCUUGAGGUACGUGCUCCUGGAGAAACGCCCCUCUUUAGGGAAGAACUGGAUCGGACGUUACGAGACGGUGAGACAGCACACCGUCCGAGAAUAUAACAACCUUCCAUUCGCGCGCACAUGGAAAGCCGACGAUCCGAUAUUGCUCCCUGGCAAGAUCGUGGCAGAAGGGUUCGAAAACUACGUGAAAAAGUACGGUAUCAACUUGUGGACAAAUGCCGAGACCACGGGCGCAACGUGGGAACCAGAAAGCCGAACCUGGACGCUAAAUGUCACGCUUAAAGGGCAAGAGAAGCGCAGGCUACACUGCCGGCAUCUCAUCAUCUCGGUCGGCGCGGGUUUUGGUGUGGACAAUGACCCCAAGAUUCCCGGAACAGACCAGUACCAGGGCAUCCUCAUGCACUCGGGAGCCUACAAACAUAGUCGCGACUGGGUAACCAAGGACGGCAUUGUCAUCGGCUCCGGUACCAUGGCCCACGAUAUCGCCGAAGACAUGUACAGGGCGGGCCUCCGGUCCGUGCACAUGAUCCAGAGGAACAAGACAUGCGUCUACCCGAUCGAGUGGGUGAUCAAGGGGCAAUCAGGCCUCUUCAACAACGACAUCCCAACAGCAAUCGCGGACGCCAUGAGCGCGGGCGUCCCCAACAAAAUCUCCCGCGACAUCGUCAAGAUCCAGUACGACGCCGCGACCGCGGCUGAAUCCUAUCGGUUCGACGCCCUCGAGCGGGCCGGCUUUCGCGUCGACCGCACCACUCCCCUCAUGGACAACAUCCUCAUGCGCUACGGUGGGUAUUACGUCGACAUCGGCGCCUCCGCUCACAUCGUCCGCGGCGAGAUUAAAGUCAAAUCCGGCGUUCCGAUCACCAACUUCACACCUCACGGCCUGAAAUUCCAGGAUGGAAGCGAACUCCGAGCGGAUGUCGUGGUCAUUGCCACGGGACAGGAUCACGACUAUCGCAACCAGGUCGGCGAAAUCGUUGGACGAGAUUUUGCCUCGCAGUUGGGUGAAUUCUGGGGCCUGGACGAAGAGGGAGAGGUGCGCAAUAUCAUGAAACCUGCAGCUCCUGGGUUGUGGAUGUUUGGUGGAACCGCGCCCCAGGCUCGUUGGUGGUCUCGGUUUGUUGCUUUGGCUAUUCAGUCUGACAUGCUGGGGAAGCCGAUUGAGUGUAUACAGCUAGUUGGGUAG